Messenger RNA from Penicillium mononematosum, 219 nucleotides. RefSeq lists its product as uncharacterized. NCBI's taxonomy places the organism in Eukaryota, Fungi, Ascomycota, Eurotiomycetes, Eurotiales, Aspergillaceae. The transcript is spliced from 2 exons. The record is from RefSeq and is a predicted model, not a curated record. Bases 1 to 219 code for a protein of 72 amino acids.
AUGCCGCCGCGAACACCUCCCCCCACACAGCCAGAUUCGCCAUACCGGCAGCAAGUAAUUGCCGAGGAUAACAGUAUAUAUCAUCAUACCGUUGGGGCCCCGAGGCAAAUUCCUGCCGGGGAGGCCGGGGAAGAAGAUAAGAAUCCCGGUCCCUGGGCAGAGUAUGUAAUGAUGGUGCCAUGGAAGGUGGCGAGGAACGCUAGGAAACUCAAGACAUAA